Molecule: messenger RNA, 1166 nt
Organism: Lucilia sericata (common green bottle fly)
Lineage: Eukaryota; Metazoa; Arthropoda; Insecta; Diptera; Calliphoridae
Product: armadillo repeat-containing protein 7
Exons: 3
Coding region: 162-755 (197 amino acids)
Source: RefSeq, a predicted model, not a curated record
AAAAUCCUAAUUAUAUUCUAAAUUUUUCAAAUUAAAGUUUAAAUUGCGAAAAAAAAUAUCAAAAAUUUUGCUAAUUACCGUUGUUAACUUUACAUGCAAAUCGACAAACAAAACAAUUUGUAUAAACUAUUGCCAGUUUUCUGAAAUAAACAUAUUGGACUAUGUUUAGUUCGCAUAAUUAUUUAAAAAGAAAAACUCCAGAACAGGGAAUAAAUCGUCAAGAAUUCAUAGAACAUUUGGUGGAAGAAUAUUACACCACUACUAAUGUGGAAGCCCAAGAACAAGUAUCAGCCAAUUUAGCUAAUUUUGCCUAUGAUCCCAUAAAUUGGGAUUAUCUUAAAACUGCCGAAGUUUUAAAAUUAUUUUUUGAAUUACUAGAGUUACCUAAUGAAAAAUUACAACUACACGGUUCGGCGGGAUUGUGUAAUAUUUGUUUGGAUAAACAAGCCCUCAAAUAUAUAAUUAAGACCGAUAAUUUCAACAAACUUAAGAAUUUGUUAUUAAAAACUAACAAUUUGCAUAUUAUACUAAAUUGUUUAACUCUGCUGUAUCAAUUAUUAAGCAACUUGCCACCAACUAAAAACCUUAGUUUAUGUGCAACAAUUUUAAAACAAAUCCAACAUUUCAAGACUGUAUACGAAAAAGAUCAACGUAUUGUUAAUAUUUGCAACCUAAUGAUAGAAGAUUUUGGACAACGCCAUGAACUUAUUGAAGUUAACACCCAGUUGCCUACAAAUGACCAGAGGGUUGAGUAAGCAACAUCAAACAAUAUUCAAAGUUCCAGAAUUGAAAGUAAUUAAACGUUUCACACAAAAAGAUUUGGACGACUUUUCACAAUUAACAGGAGACUUUAAUUAUAUACACUCGGAGCUAGUGCCCAAGGAGAAACGAAAAGUUCAUGGUGCUCUAUUGAAUGCCAUUGUUGCUGGCAUUAUCGGCACACAAUUUCCGGGUGCUGGUAGCAUAGUUCUCGAACAAAACUUUUCUUUUCCUAAUCCCUGUCGCAUAGACAUAGAUUGUGAGUUCUUGUUACAAGUACAACAGGAACGUAAAAUUUCAAUUGUUUCCUAUGAAUGUAAACAAAAUGAGCACAUUGUUUUCAAAGGUCUGGCUAAAUUAUUGUUAAGCAAUAACAAACAAUAAAUAUAGAAUUUUAAAGUUUAAAA